UGUAAACCUAACAUCGAAUACACACUUGCUCCCAAACCCUACCUAUAUAUAUUCUCAGAGUCAGAGGAGCCACAGACCUAUACAGCUAGGGUUUUGGAACGUGCAAGCUUCUGCGGAAAUCUCUGUUUCAGAAGCCAAAAUGCCCAAGCAAAUUCAUGAGAUCAAGGAUUUCCUCCUUACCGCGAGAAGGAAGGAUGCACGUUCCGUGAAAAUCAAGAGGAGCAAAGAUGUUGUGAAGUUCAAGGUCCGUUGCUCCAAGUACCUGUACACACUUUGUGUUUUCGACUCAGAGAAGGCUGACAAGUUGAAGCAAUCUCUCCCUCCAGGUUUGAGCGUGCAAGAUCUGUGAAAUUAGCUCAAUGGUGGGAGCUAUAUUAAUUGAGGCAUUUGUUUGAGAGAACUUUCUUUUUGUGUUAUGCUGUUCAAUAGUGUUUCAAGAAAAUUGUAAUGAUGGGUUUGGAAUUUUAUAUUCUUAACUCUUAUGCUGGUGUGUUUCUUUUUUGCCUGCAAUGAACUUAUAGACAGGUUUUUUCCCAAA
This is a messenger RNA of Cornus florida, 538 nucleotides long. RefSeq names its product large ribosomal subunit protein eL38z/eL38y. Gene Ontology annotation, cellular component: cytosolic large ribosomal subunit; ribosome. NCBI's taxonomy places the organism in Eukaryota, Viridiplantae, Streptophyta, Magnoliopsida, Cornales, Cornaceae. Gene Ontology annotation, biological process: protein-RNA complex assembly; translation. The transcript is spliced from 3 exons. The record is from RefSeq and is a predicted model, not a curated record. Bases 140 to 349 code for a protein of 69 amino acids. Gene Ontology annotation, molecular function: structural constituent of ribosome.